AACAUGGCGGACGAUCAGUAGCGAAUUUCUUGCCACAGCAAUAAUUUUAAGAUCCAUCAACGAACAAAAUGCUUCAGCAUUGAGCGUAGCUUUUUGAAAAAUGCUAACUCCUGUAUUCGAACUUAGCCAAGACGAUGAGUUUGUUUUUGCGAUUAUCAAGACCCCAUAUGUCAAGAUUGCUGAUGUCGAUUUCUUCAUCAAUGACACAGAAUUUAAAUUUUAUGUCAAGCCAUACUUUCUGAGGCUUAAUUUACCAGGAAAGAUUACUGAAGAUGGAAGGGAGUCUGCAUCUUAUGAUGUUGAGAAAGGAACAUUUUCAAUAAAGCUUCCUAAGCUCCAUGCUGGAGAGACCUUUGAGAACUUGGAUCUGUUAACAACUUUACUAGCUCCUAAAAAGAAGGCCUCUUUAAAUGUUAAGCCUCUCAUUGAAGUUGUUGAAAGUGAUACCAUAACAGAAGUUGAUGACCAAGAAGAUGAGAGCAACAGUGAUGAGGAAUUUGACUGGGAAUUUGAGCAACAUUUACCUCAGGAUAAUGCAGAAAUUACUCUUGGUGAAACCAAAUAUGGAUUUGCCAACCAAAAGGGUGGAAUUUUUAAAGGCAGAGAGGCAGAGCUUCUUGAGAUAGCUGAAAUAACUGAUCCUGAUUCAAUGGCACCAAGUGAGAGACGAGGAAACAGGCAGGCAGCUGAAGAUGCCAAGUUUGAUGAGGAAUAUUAUUUGGCAGAUUAUUUCAACGUUGAUCAAAUUCAACAUCUCUUGGAUUACAAGCCUCCUUGGGACACUUACUUGCAACAGCACAAAGAAAACUCUUUUGAGGAUGAGGCAAAGUAUUCAAAUGAGCAAGAAGAUAAAACAGUUCAGUUUACAGCUGAAGAGAAAGACCAGCUGAGAAGACUUCCAAAUAAAGAUUACCUUUUUGAUGACAAAGAAGAGCUACCUCUAUUUCUUGGCCUUGUUGAUAUCAUCUUUGCUUAUGCUUAUAAUCAUCGCACCACAGAAGGAGAGAACACGGUGGAAUCGCCUUGGACCAUUUCACGAAUUAGCUCCACGUUCUCAUGGUUUGAUUCGUUCAGCAGCAUCCAUGAUGUCAUAAUUUCUUGUGCCCGCCGAUCUUUAUCGUAUCCUCUCUAUCGACACUGGUCUUUGGUCACUGCAGUUGUUGAAGACACCAAAAGAAUAUUUUCCCUGGGUCGUCGACAGCUAUUGAGAUGUUUACUGGAACUCCAUGCCCUGUGUCGGGAAGACGACCCUUGGUUUCUGUUAAAUGAUCUCUACUUGACUGACUACUGCGUCUGGAUUCAAAAAGCUAGCCGAAAGAAGCUUUCUUCUUUGGCGAGAAGCCUCGAACAGGUUCAGAUAAGUAAAGGCGACUUGUCUUGGCAGUUAGAAGAACUGGAACUGGCUGCAUGUUUGGUUCAAAAAGAGGAGGAGAAAACUGAUUCCGUUGAAAAUAUAUGCGAUACACGUGAAACUGAAAGCGACGAUGAGAGCUCCGAAAGUGGGGACGAUGAUGAUACGAGCGACGACGGCGACGGUGAUAGCGACGACGAAGAUGACGUAGGCAACAAGGACGACGAUUACGUGGACGAUCUCGACGAAAGAAAUGAAGAAAAAAAUUCUGCAACUGUUGUUGAGAGAGAGAUUUCAGAGGCUGGUCCUUUACUGAAUAAGGAGAUUAAAAAGGAUUCAAAUUAAACUCCUAUCAGUUACAAUUCUGCUGAUCUGCAAAGAGGAUUUUGGUUACAGACAUUGACAACAGCUGUUGGUCGCACGACUCUCCGCCCCUCCCCCUCGGAGUCCCACAAAUGUCUAGCCAGUUUCACAAUGGCCAGGAGUCGAUGGAUCUGCGAUAAACUUUGAUCAUUAGUCAGCAUUAAUCUGGACUGACCCGGUUCAAAUUUCUUUCGUUGAAAUGGCAAUCGAUAACACCCACAAUCUUAAAACAAUUUGAACCACGCAGUGUUAAGUGUCUAUUGUUCGGGUCCUGACAUCAAAACAAAGAAAGGUUAAUUUUUUGAAAAUUAUA
This is a messenger RNA of Pocillopora verrucosa, 2027 nucleotides long. The record is from RefSeq and is a predicted model, not a curated record. Lineage: Eukaryota; Metazoa; Cnidaria; Anthozoa; Scleractinia; Pocilloporidae.